Phycomyces blakesleeanus NRRL 1555(-) is the source of this 719-nucleotide messenger RNA. RefSeq lists its product as hypothetical. The coding region runs from base 187 to 645 and encodes 152 amino acids. The record is from RefSeq and is a predicted model, not a curated record. Lineage: Eukaryota; Fungi; Mucoromycota; Mucoromycetes; Mucorales; Phycomycetaceae. The transcript is spliced from 2 exons.
CUACAGACGUAUGAACAGCAAGAUCCGAGCAAGCUAGAUACCAUAUUAAGCUGUGGCGACAUACCCGCCACAAACCCCGUGUGUGUUCGACGAGAAAUACCAGAGCCAUACUCGAGUAGAAUUGAUCGAGUUGGAAAAACAACUACACGAAUCACCAAUAAAACAGACGAGAAUCUUGAAGAUGCAAUGGCGGAACUUCAAGAUAACCUUUCAAAGGCAAUGCAAACUUCAUUUGCUUCUUCCCCUACCCUUAAAACACCUCUUGGUAGUAGCCCAUCUCAAAUCGGAAAAUGGCUGUCUUCUUCCUCAGGUGCUAUGGGUAGCAGCCACGGUAGUUCAGGAUCAAUUGCUCGCUCACCAAUGCAAACUUCGUCAUUAUCAUUCGAAGACGCAUACUUGAUUAGUAUGGGUGGUGCACCUGGGCUUGACACGGCUUACGAGACGCUCGGAUUUACAUCCCAGCAACAGAAUAACCUUGAAAACAGUUCAUUGAUCCGGUUUGACGAGGACGAAGAAGAGAGUCGGUCUUCAAGCGUACGUUUAGAAGAGAGUGCACAUAAUAUGGGUGAAGUUUAUUCACCGGAUGGAGAUAAUGAAGUAGCCUAUCCAAGUGACUCUGUCUUUGGUGAAUUUAGAUACAAGUGAGAGAGAUGAAGAAAGUAUAUUAUCAAUUCAAAUCUAAAUCAAUAUAAACGAAGAGAAUAAUAUGAAAAUUUUGU